AAUCACUCUGCUUUUCUUUCAAAAUUCCUAGGAAACAACAAAUCAACAACCUUAGUAACAUCAAAAAGUACACAGACAAAAAAGAAGACAAAGAUUGUCUCUAAUUGGAGGGGUUAUUUGCUUCCCCUCCAAAAUUCGUCACCAAUAUUUUGCAUUGGUGACGAAUUAAAAAGAAGCAAAUUUCCCUUCUAAGCCCAAUUUACCAUUUUUUUGCCAUAUUUUUCAUUUUUGAUUUCCCCAUAAAUUAUUGCAAUGGAGGAUUCUAUGUAUGGCAGUAGUGACGAGGAAUACUAUAAUGGAGCGUACGAUGAUGAUGACAACGACAAUGAAUAUGAUCGUGACCCUGAACCUGAAUAUGAUAGUGACGUGUCCAGUGGCAAAGCUCCUUCUUGCAGGGUAAUCAGGAAAGAGUCCCUUUUAGCAGCACAGAAAGAAGAUUUGCAGAGAGUGGUGGACUUGCUUUCUCUUAAGGAACAUCAUGCGCGGACGUUGCUUAUUCAUUAUCAAUGGGAUGUUGAUAAGGUAUUUGCAGUAUUUGUUGAAAGAGGGAAAGAAAAAUUGUACGCAGAAGCUGGUGUAUCACUUGAAGAAAAAGAUGAUCAGCAUCCUGCCUCUGAGCCCUCAACUGAAAUAACAUGUGAAAUCUGCUUUGAUGAUUUCCCUGCUGAGGAAACGACGAUGAUGGAUUGCAAUCAUAGGUUUUGCAAUGAUUGUUGGACGGAGUAUUUCAUCGUAAAGAUAAAUGAUGGGAAGAGUAGACGCAUAACAUGCAUGACUCAAAAGUGCAAAGCAAUCUGCGAUGAAGGAAAGAUUAGGGAUCUAGUCACUGCAAAGGAUCCUAAUUUGGCGGAGAAGUUUGAUCGUUUUAUCCUAGAAUCAUAUAUUGAGGAUAAUAAGAGGGUUAAAUGGUGCCCUAGUGUUCCUCAUUGUGGAAAUGCAAUUCGUGUUGAGGAUGACGAGUACUGUGAAGUUGAAUGUGCAUGUGGUAAACAAUUCUGUUUUAAUUGCUUGUGUGAACUGCACUCACCCUGUUCAUGUGUGAUGUGGGACCUUUGGCUUAAGAAGUGCGACGAUGAAGCACCAACCGUCACUUGGAUGUCAGAGAAAACCAAGCACUGCCCAAAAUGUCAUAAAAUUGUGGAAAAGGAUGGUGGAUGCAACCUUGUACAGUGUAUAUGUGGUCAGCCAUUUUGUUGGCUCUGUGGUGAAGCUACUGGACUAGAACAUUCAUGGACUAGUAUACAAGGUCACACUUGUGGCAGAUACAAAGAAAGCCAUUUGAAAAGUGCAGAUACCGUAGAGGACUAUUGGCGCCUUACUCACUAUUAUCGUCGCUAUAAGGCUCAUAUUGAUUCAUUGAAGAUUGAAGCAUCUGAAUCAAAGCCAAAAAUACUUGAUAAAGUCCGUAGCCUUGAAGCAAAGGAAUUGCAGUUAAAAGAUUUCAGCUGGGCAAUGAGUGGAUUUGAUAGACUCUCCCUAUCAAGGCGAGCUGUCGCAUGUUCCUAUCCAUUUGCAUACUACUAUUUUGGUGAUCUGUUCGCGAAUGAAAUCACAAAAGAGGAAAGGGAAAUAAAGCAAAACCUUUUUGAGGAUCAGCAGCAGCAACUUGAAACAAAUAUUGAAAGACUUUCAAUGUUUUUAGAAGAGCCAUUUGCAAAUUAUCCUGAAGAUAAGCUUAUGGAGACAAGAAUGAAGAUCAUUACUCUCUCCACAGUAACCGAUGAUCUCUGCAAAAAGUUGUAUGAGUGCGUUGACAACGAUUUGCUGGUUCCUCUACAGCAAGCAACUCAUACGAUAGCUCGUUAUAGAUCCAAGGGUGUGGAGAAAGCAUCAGAACUUCCUAAUUGACAUUCUACGGCUUACUAUACGUGCAGAUAUAUAUAUACUCUUAAAUGUAUAUUUAGCUAUAGAGAGCGCUCUGAAAGUCUUAUUUUUGUGAGAAAUGUUCCGGUUGAAGGCUUCCAACAUCAACGUGCUGUAGUUGCUAAGAAGAGGUCCAGGAUCCUGUCUUUUGUUCGUAGUAUAAUGUACAUUAACAUGUCACAGGGCAAGCAAUUGUAUUUUUGAAUAGCUAGUAGUUAGUGUAUCCGAGCAUAUUUUUUUUGUGUGUUUAGAGGGCCAAUGAUUUGCUAUUGCAAGAUCCACUUUGUAAAAUGGUUGCUGAUUACCUAUUUAUAACUUAGCCAGUACAUUUUGAAUUGCA
This is a messenger RNA of Nicotiana attenuata, 2203 nucleotides long. RefSeq names its product probable E3 ubiquitin-protein ligase ARI2. NCBI's taxonomy places the organism in Eukaryota, Viridiplantae, Streptophyta, Magnoliopsida, Solanales, Solanaceae. Gene Ontology annotation, biological process: positive regulation of proteasomal ubiquitin-dependent protein catabolic process; ubiquitin-dependent protein catabolic process; protein polyubiquitination. The transcript has 6 exons. The record is from RefSeq and is a predicted model, not a curated record. Gene Ontology annotation, cellular component: cytoplasm; ubiquitin ligase complex. Gene Ontology annotation, molecular function: zinc ion binding; ubiquitin protein ligase activity; ubiquitin conjugating enzyme binding. The coding region runs from base 253 to 1848 and encodes 531 amino acids.